This is a messenger RNA of Salvelinus namaycush (lake trout), 5870 nucleotides long. RefSeq names its product suppressor of cancer cell invasion (gene scai). The coding region runs from base 302 to 2029 and encodes 575 amino acids. Gene Ontology annotation, cellular component: nucleus. The record is from RefSeq and is a predicted model, not a curated record. Gene Ontology annotation, biological process: DNA-templated transcription. The transcript is spliced from 18 exons. Gene Ontology annotation, molecular function: transcription corepressor activity. NCBI's taxonomy places the organism in Eukaryota, Metazoa, Chordata, Actinopteri, Salmoniformes, Salmonidae.
CACACACAUAUACAACCACCCGCAGUUAGUUUGACUGCCAUCGGCUUGGUGCACCACGGUUCCGUUUCUUUUUCCUAGUGUAAAACAGCUGUAAAUGACAGUGCGGCACUGCAUUGGAGGCUCUGACUUAAAAGGGUUCAUACAUUUACACCUGGAUACGGUUGCUCUCAGGACGACAGGGUGGAGACAUCAGGACUGAGUCAGACGUAUAGGCACCUAUAGGGUCGACCUCUACUGUUUCAAGUGGAUUCGGACUUGACACAAGCCUGUCCUGUUCUGAGAGGGGAGAGAAGCAGGUGACAUGACUGGAGCUGGGGCUGAGGAUGACAUCCCAUUGGGUGAAAGGAAGACGGUCACAGACUUCUGCUACCUGCUGGACAAGUCCAAACAACUCUUCAAUGGUCUAAGAGAUCUUCCUCAGUACGGACACAAGCAGUGGCAGUCCUACUUCGGCCGCACCUUUGACGUCUACACCAAGCUGUGGAAGUUUCAGCAGCAGCACAGGCAGGUCCUGGACAAUCGGUAUGGCCUGAAGAGAUGGCAGAUAGGGGAGGUGGCGUCCAAAAUAGGCCAGCUGUACUACCACUACUAUCUUCGUACCUCAGAAACAAGUUACCUGAAUGAGGCCUUCUCGUUCUACUCGGCCAUCCGUCAGCGGUCCUACUACUAUCAGGUCAACAAAGAGGAUAGGCCUGAGUUGGUAGUGAAGAAGCUUCGGUAUUAUGCCCGCUACAUAGUCGUCUGUUUACUUCUGAACAAGAUGGACCUAGUGAAGGUGCUGGUCAAGGAGCUGUCAGAGGAAAUCGAGGACUAUACCCAGCGAUUCAACACAGAAGAUCAGUUAGAAUGGAAUCUGGUCUUACAAGAGGUGGCAGCUUUUGUGGAGGCAGACCCAGUGGUGGUGCUGAACGAUGAAAAUACUGUGGUCUUCACAUCCAAUCGGCUACAGGAGGGGGGCGUGCCUCAGUUGGAACAGGGAAUGGUAGUUGGCCAACUCACCCUGGCAGAUGCACUAAUCAUUGGAAACUGCAACAACCAGGUAAAAUUCAGUGAGCUAACCAUCGAUAUGUUCCGCAUACUCCAAGCUUUGGAGCGGGAACCAGUCAACCUGGCUACUACAACUUCUAAACCUGGAACAUUGGCCCUUACCCCAUGUCUUCCUUCACAGGAACCCAGCGAGAAGCCAGCCAAGAGAGAGAACCCUCACAAGUACCUGCUGUACAAGCCAACGUUCAGCCAGCUCUACACCUUCUUGUCUGCCUCCUUUAAGGAGUUGCCAGCGAACAGUGUGCUGCUCGUCUAUCUUUCAGCUACUGGAGUCUUCCCUACCGGACGCUUGGAUUAUGAGGGACCAUAUGACUUUGGAGGAGUUCUCACCAACACAAACCGUGAUGUGGUGAAUGGGGAGACUGUACAGAAAAGGAACCAAGCCCAAAAAGAGAUGCACUGCCUUCACCCUGGGGACUUGUUCCCUUUCACCCGGAAGCCUCUUUUUGUCAUUGUGGACUCUUCCAACAGCACAGCCUAUAAGAAUUUCACCAAUCUCUUUGGUCAGCCGCUGGUGUGCCUGCUAUCUCCCACAGUCUAUCCAAAGAGCAUGCAAGACCAGUCUCAGCGCGGCAGCCUCUUCACACUCUUCCUGUACUGCCCCCUUCUGGCCUUCCUGUCAGUGUGUGGCCUGAGCAGCCUGCGCCAAGGAUUGUGGGAGAAGGCUGAGGAGUUUCUACACAAGGUGUACCGUGACAUCGGCCAGAUGAUCACGCGCUCACAAGCUAUAGACCAAGCCUUUCUACAGUUCUACGGUGAUGAGUUCCUCCGAUUGUUACUGAUCCGCUUUGUGUUUUGCUCGGCUACACUGAGACUGCACAAGCUCUUCCGGGAGUCCAGGAGCUUCCCGGAAUCGUACCCUCAGCUACCCAAACAGGACACGGUGGAGAGCAGCCUCCUGCAGAAGCACGUUCUGGAGCUGGCCGCCAUGUUGGAUGUGCGGAGCCUCUUUUGGGACGGAACGCUGGACGUGAACUACUAACCUUCAGCUGCCCAGCUAGUCACCACAACUAUACAAACACAGACCAACCACAGACACGCAGACCACCGCUAUACACAUUCGCACAAGAGUCCUCAUCUUUCAGAGGUAAUUAAGUUACUGGUUGAACACACUGCAAUAGUGUCCGUUUCUUUUUAACCCAAGAUCCCCUUAUUUCCCCUACCUUAUCUACUUUACCCUAUCGGCUAUACUUAUUUUGAGUACAUUCAUACAGCUACUUGUGGAAGUCAACUAUGUACAAUGCAAACAUGAACAAGUUACCUAGCUACUUAUAUCCACAUGAGAUGAGCAUGUACUACGUGUUGUUACUCAAAAAAAAGCACUCAAAUGAACCACAUGGUGCAGCUAUUUUAGUCUGAGGGUGACAGGAGGACACAUGAAGCUAUCGAGGGCUUUAUAACACUUAAAAAGACAGAAAAUAAAUUAACAUAGUUUUACGACAACACUGCCUGCAGUGGGUUCUAGAUGGAUGCUUCCAGCUAUCUGAACUGCAAAUGAACUUCAAUGCAAGCUGUAGGGAAAUCUCCUCUUCUGUGCAUGGGUAGAUGUGUUGGCCAAGUUUACUGGAUGUAGGGUUUAGAGUGAGACUAACCUCCAUAUUUGUUUACCCAACUAGAUCUGCUGGUUUUAACACUUCUAAUGUAAUUGCCUGGAAGUUGCUUUUUUUGUUUCGUUUCAGUAGUCUGUUCUGUAAAACUGAGGCCUGGAUGUGUAAAGUAACAGAGUGCCUAUGAAGACCCUCAUGAACAGUUUAGCCCUGUUCAGAAACAACCACUUGCCCCUACCCUCUAGGCACCAGCUCUGACCUGUUUAGGUACCAGCUCCUAACAUCUAGGUACUAACAUACGGUGGCGAUGUCAGCGGCUCUGAAUGAUCUGCAAACAUAUCUGCUCAUUUAGUGCAGUGACUGAGCAAGCAGGAGGUCGCUAAUCUAUUUUCACUGUCUAUUACUCCUUGUAUCAGAGCAAGUUUUCGGACUGGGUUUACUGCGGGUAUAUGUUUAAGCACCCCGCAGGUACACAGCUGCCCAGCUCCUCACAGGCCAAUCAAAAUAGAUAAAUAGACACAUCUCUCCCAAUCUUCUGCUUUUCAAAGAUAUCACUUGAGGAACCAGGGUAACACUCCUUCUGGGGUGGAUCUUUUAAAAGAUUUAGCUUUGACCUUGAUUGGCAGCAUAUCAUUGGCUGCAUAUCUUUUGAGACAUUGUAGGGAUGGAAAAGGCCUCUCUCUCUAUGCUGUAGCCUAUAUGUUUUGGGGGUUGCAUCCCAUGGCAAUUAUAGUCUUAUGUAUUCUCUCCUUAACCGGCUUUCUCCUGACCAGUGGGGAUUAAGGAAAUUAGGUAAAGGGGGUAGAUUCUGAGAUUCACCCCUACUGAUUCAAAAACCUAUGGUUUAUGGAAAAUGUAGGACUUUGAGGCCCUGUGUCAUUCAUUAUAACUAAGCCCCCAUUCCUCUGUUUUAGGCAUGAUGGUUUACUGGAGAGAGUUCAUGCUGCUGUUUCUCUUUCUUUGCAUGUCUUAUCAGUAUUCUUGUCCAGAGUUUACUCUGUCGAGUUCAUGUUAGUCUGUUUGCAGGUCAGUUCCAGCGUUAGCCGUCUAGCAAGUGCCCUGCAUGGCAGCAAGCGUCAUCUAAUUUCCUUAUAUAGAUGGGGGCUUGAAGCAAUGGAACCGGGUAGUGCUGAAACUGACUCCUGGCAACCAGUUUUAAGUACGUGUGUGUGGUGAUGAACAAAAAUAGCCAAAUCAUUUUGUUUUUUUGUAUUUACUGAGAGGAAAAAAUGAAUUUCAAAAGUAAGAAAUCACCAUUUUAAAUGUAUAUUUAUGUUUAAUUGAAAAUAACAGUAUGUGAUACAGAGAGAUGUUUGGUCUUUAGUACGUAUGUCGAAUUGUUAAUUGUAGAAGCUGUGAAAAAUAUAUGCAGUUGGCACAGCAAUUUUAAUGAAUGAACUGCACAUUGUUCCCCCCAUCAGUUGUUUUGGUCAAAUUCAGCCAGCAUACAUUCCAAGGACAUGGAGAGAGUCGGGGAAACUGACACGGUUCUCCCCAUAGAAACAAACAAAAGUGGACCAUUUCAACAUGGGAAAUACUUCUCCCCAUGGCAAUUAUAAUAAUAUUUUGUUUAUUUGUUAAUAAUGAUGAUAAAAACAAUAGUAGCCUUGCACUUUACUGUAUUCAAUUAUGACCUAAUCUUAUUUGUCGUGCUGUCGGUAAAAAGGCAUGUCAGAGACCGUCCAAUCCAUUAUUCCCUAUGCCACCCUACGAUCAUUGUAAUACACAUUUAGAUAUUUGAUGUUUUUGUCAAUGACAAUGGACAAGAACACUGUCCAUAUUUUUUGUAAAAACCUUAAUUGUUGUGAUAUAUGAUGUUAUCUGUGUUAUUUCAUUAGAGCAUGUAUGUCUGUCCAUGUUUGGGAUGGCAGCACAGGGCAUGAUCAUCCAGAUCACACAAGACUAGCAUCCUAGCUCACUGGGAAGCACAAGUUAGUGCAACGAGCUACACUACCGUAGCUCAUCUUCUCUUCACUUAGGGGACCCACUUUCAUAGAAAUGUACAUCUACAAAGCCUCUGUGGACUGUUUCAUUCAAACUGCCUUUUGGUUUUAUCCAUUUUUUUUUCUUCAAGCACAUCAUGGACCAAUUUUUAAUUGCCACCAUUUUUAUGGACCACUCCAAUUUCCAUAAGAGUUAUCACUGCCAAAACAAGUUGACGGAUGAGCUUUCAGGGGAAGGCCAUGAAGAAUUACUGUCCAGUUGAGCAUAUCACCCAUGUUUUCUUGGACUAUCCUUGAUUCAUGAAUUUACAAACAUGAUGAAGUCCUCAAGGGAAGAGGAAAAGACGGAGCACCCAUACUUAACUAAACCUGAUUCAAAAAGGUUGCAAGUUGACGCAUUGUGACCGUGUCAUAUCAUACACUGUGAAUUGUAUGCAGUAAAACCAUUUUGGGACAUGUUUUCCUGCUUUGUCUUUGGGCCUUUGUUUACAGCCCGUUGUAAUCUCGUGGUGACUUUACUCUCCUCCAUGUAGUGUGUUAUUGUGCAUUGUAGUUAGGAGCAAGAGGGGAACAAAAAGCACUCAUUCUUAUAGAAAAGUGUCAAAGCUUCCUGUGCAAACUGAAGUGAAGCUGCCCCUUUACCGUGUAUCCCCAUCCCAAAAUAGGUCUUACUAGUGAGGAUAGUACAGUAUAUGUAAAGUACAUAUGAUAUUUAUGCAUAAUGACAAAGCCCUAGACACCAUUUAUUUAUGUUAUAAUACUUGUAAAUUGUGACAGGAUGUGACUGACCUCUUUCCCCCGUUGGCAUGUAGUUGAAGCCCCUAAUAGGGUGAAAUGUUGAGAAACAAAGGAAUGUCCAUUCUAUAAAUUACGUAUCUAUUAUUUGAAAGUCAUGUCAAUUCUGUGCAAUACAUUUCUAUCUGCAAUGCUUUGAACGUUUCGCACCAUUUGGAUAAGCCCUAGAUGAGUAACACAAUGAUAUGGAACAAAAGUAUAUUUAAGUAUGAACAUUAAUUUCUUGGGCCUAAAUCUAAAAUGUUACUUUGAGAGUAAGGGUGUUCUUUCUACCGGUUCCUACUGUUGUGGGAGGGAACGAUUUCAAAGUGAUAUAUUGGUCGGAAUACUCUUUCUUUAUAAGUUAAGGGUUUCUAGAGAUGCUAGUUAAACAUUAUUUGGCAUUCUUUGUUUAUAUCCUUUAAACGGUUCUGUCCCAUUUGUUGCCAAUUAUAUUUGAUGUUAAGUAUGAAGGAAAAAUAAGUUGACUAAAAUACCAAAACAUGCAAGCUUUUUUGAAUGCUUUAAGAAAAUUAAAAGUUUGACUGUUUUGUUUUAA